This is a messenger RNA of Phytomonas sp. EM1, 760 nucleotides long. NCBI's taxonomy places the organism in Eukaryota, Euglenozoa, Kinetoplastea, Trypanosomatida, Trypanosomatidae. The record is from the annotation of a GenBank genome assembly.
GAAUUCUACUUAUUAGUCCCUUGGAAUUUUAAGGAACAUUAGUAUUAGUUCCGUAGGUUCUUUGUUGGACAUGAUGACAAAAGUGCGUGAAGACCCAUGGCCGAGUGUUGAAAAGCAGGUUGAGACGAUGAUGGCGGAUCUGGCAGUGCAGAUGCAGCACUUGCACGACAUGGAGAAUCCGUCGAUCAUUGCUGAGAAUGAAGUUUUAGACGCUAUUGCUAACUGUAAAGAAGUUGUUGAGGACAUGCGCUUCGCGUACGAUAGCGCCGCAGAACACCCGGAGUCCUUUUUCAUACCUGCUGAUGAAUUUCAACGUCGUGCCGAGUGUCUUCGUAAUUGGGAGCAGGAUAUUGCGCGGAUGCAGCGAGCAGGUGAUCGUAUCCGUUUAGCUCAUCGCGCGCGAUUGCAGAAUAACGAGGCAAUAUUGAAAAAUGCGAAGCGAGAAGGCGAUGAUUUUUUGCUCCAAGGGCAUCAGGCACAACAAAACAUUAUGCAAACUGACGAACAAACAUUGGAACGUCUUUCGGGUGGCAUUCAGCGUGUGAAGGAAACAGCGGUGAACAUCAACGAGGAGAUGGCAGCACAGGAGCAUGUCCUAGAUAAUAUUGAUCGUGGGAUGCUCCGUGUGCAGAUGCGACUUAGUAACACUAUCAAGAAGGUCGGUCAACUGAUUGACAAAACGAGCGAUCGAGGUAAGAUGAUAUGUAUUGCGAUACUAUUUCUUAUUUUGAUUGUGCUUAUCUUCUUCAUUUUGAGGUAA